CAAGUUGACAGAUUAUGGAUUCUUGUCUUUGUUGCCAUCUAAAGAAUCCAAAAUAUUAGUAACUGAAGUGAAAUCUAUAAUCUUGUACUAGCAAAUUGUUCUGGUCUUCAAAUUACGUCUUCUGAUUCUGAUUUCUGCACAACAUUACACUUACUCAUAGCUGUUCUAGGAAGUUUAGCAAAAUAGAUAUUGGAAAGUAUAAAACCAGUGUAGCUUAAGUAAAGUGUGCUAUGCCGUGGUAUUAACAAUCUGUCAUGGUCUUUGGACUGCUUGUCUUCCCAACUUGAUUUCUUGUGUAGUACUGCACCUGCGUGUAUAAUUCGACCAUUUUGAUUCUGAAGACUACAUAAUCUGAAGUACAGAUGUUUAGGUCUUUUGACACUUUGAUGUAAACUUGAAACUGUGUAUGAGAACAAGAUGAUAUGCUUAGUUUAUUUACAACAUUGAUUUUGUUAAGGGGCUCCUGCUUCUUUUGAGACACCCAACACUAACGUGAAUCAUAGCCUUAUAUUUUUCAAAAUAACCUAAACUGGAAAUUCUGAAUUUUGAACUUCAACUAUUAUCCUUGCAAUGCACCAUGGUUAAUGUCAAUAAUCUUUGAGUAGCUAAUUCUCAAGAGAAAAUAGUUUACUGAUUCCUUGCUUUGUUUUGUGGUGAAUCAGAUAAUCAGAAACAAAGUAAAGAAAAUAAUAGCAGAUUACUUGGCCGUAUCAGAAUAAUAGUAACAAUAAUAAAAAAAAUAGAAGUGGAUUACACAUCAAUUAUAGUUUGUCAAUGCUUUCAGGCUCUCAAUAGGGGAUUGCAGUAUACUUGGUAUCGUAAUUGUGCUUUUCUUUUUCUUCUGUUUUGGCAGAGAAACCACUUUUGGUGCCUUGCUGGAAGACAUAAUUGAUAAAUCCUAAAGAGACAUGGACCAAGGAGAUGAGAAGGAGGAUAUGCUCCGGAAGCUGGAGAAGAAGUCCAAGAAAAGUAAUAAGAAUGCUGCCACCAGCGGUCUUGGAGGAGAGAGUGAUGGGUGUGAAGUUAAGAAAAAGAAAAAAAGAAAAGGUGGAGAACAUCCUGGAAAGUGCAACAAAGACAAUGAUGAAGAUGUUGUGAAGUAUGUUGAACGAAAGAAAAAUAAUAAGCUAAAGAAAAGCUGCUUGAAUGAACCACCUUUAGACUUCAAAAUUAGUGCUCCUGCAAGUGCAAGUGAAAUGCGGGACAGUGAAAAAGUGGUUGAGACCCUUGGUGAAAUCUCUAGUGGAGACGUUGUGGACGAGAUUAGGAGGAAGAAGAAAUCCAAGAAAAACAUCAAGACUACCAAUGUUGUAGGAGUGGCAAACACUGAUAUUGAAGCUAAGACUGAUGAUUGUGACCUCAAGCGAAAGAAAGAAAAGAAACAUGGAAAACAUUCUGAGAAGUUUAAUGAAGACAGCGAUGAGGUUGCUUUGAGAAUUGUUGAAGGAAAGAAGAGUAGGAAGUUGAAGAAAAGCCGCGUGGCUGAGCAGGAGAAAAUGCAUGAUACUGAGGAUGUACAGGAAGAUAUUGUUGCUGAAGUCGACGAAGGUGAUAUUUCUUCGCCUAUCAAGAUUGAAGAAAAAAACAGAACAGACAAUGGGAAUAUUAAAAAGAGGAAAAAGGUAAAAUCAGGACAUAGCUCUGAAGAUCCUACGCAUGAGAUUGAAGAAAAAAACAGAAGAGACAAUGGGAAUAUUAAAAAGAGGAAAAAGGUAAAAUCAGGACACAGCUCUGAAGAUCCUACGCAUGAAAUUGAAGAAGAAAACAGAACAGACAAUGGCAAUAUCAAAAAGAAGAAAAAGGUAAAAUCAGGACACAGCUCCGAAGAUCCUACGCAUGAGAAGAGUGCAAAGAAAGUGAGAUUUUCUGGUCAUGUUCAGAUUUUCCCUUCUUCUGAUGAUCCAAGUGAUGAGAAGCACGAGAUAGAGGAUGAAAAUUUACUGCGUGGCAAGCGAUUCUCAAAGCUAGAAGAUGAAAUUGUCAAAGAGGCUGUUCAUAAAUAUGUAGAUUUACAUAACUUGGGCGAAGAAGGGCUGAAAAAGAUUUUAAAUUCUAGAUCUUAUCCUGAAAUAAAGGGUUGCUGGAAAGAAAUAGGGAGUGCUAUACCAUACAGGCCUUAUACUGCAGUUUAUUAUCGUGCACAGAUCUUGUUUCGAAGGAGUGAAUCACGUAAAUGGACUGAAGAAGAGUAUGAGAUUGUACGAAAAUUCCAGAAAGAGCAUGGGAACAAUUGGAAGGUCUUAGCUGAUGAACUUGGAAAACAUCGGUUUCAUGUGAAGGAUACAUGGCGAAGGAUAAAACGGCCAAAUCAGAAUAAAGGACAAUGGACUCAGGAGGAGUACCAGUCUUUGUUUGAUUUAGUAAACACCGAUCUGAGACUGAGGCUUUCUGAAGAGAAGAGAUCUAAGUAUGGGAUGUUACGGGAUAAUAUUGCAUGGACUGCCAUAAGUGACAAAUUGUCCACGAGAACUGAGGCAAAUUGCUGCUUGAAAUGGUAUGAUCAAUUAACAUCACCCAUGGUGGCCAAAGGUGAAUGGGCGGAUGUUGAUGACUAUCGCCUAGUCGAUGCACUUUUUGAGCUGGACGCAAGCUGCAUAGAAGAUGUGGACUGGGAUAAUCUUCUUGACCACAGGCCUGGAGAGAUAUGUCGAAAGAGAUGGAACCAAAUGGUUCUUCACAUAGGUAAACUUAAAAACAGCUCAUUUGCUGAACAAAUAGAAGUUCUAGCUAAGAGAUACCGCCCGGAUUUCGCCGAAGUAAGAGAGGCUUGGGACAAUAAACCAGUCGUUCCAUGAUAUUGCCGAUCACUCAGCAGGGAUGUGUCUGUAGAGAGUUAGUUUACAGCAACACAUACUAUUGGCAACAACCCCCUUCCCCUCUCCAUUUUAGUAAUUAUUAGUAAAGAAUUUUGUUGACCAUCUAAAAGACAUGAUUUGGAAGAGGUCCAGUAUUGUGUGGUGGAGAGAUCUUCACAGUUUGAUAUUGGACAGUUGUCUGUAGGGCAGGAGAUCAAUCAACUUCAACUGUCAUGAAUCUUAUGUUUCUCUUCCUUUAUCCAAAAUCUUUAUUAUCUGUAA
This is a messenger RNA of Capsicum annuum, 3077 nucleotides long. RefSeq names its product RNA polymerase I termination factor. The record is from RefSeq and is a predicted model, not a curated record. The coding region runs from base 909 to 2795 and encodes 628 amino acids. The transcript has 2 exons. Lineage: Eukaryota; Viridiplantae; Streptophyta; Magnoliopsida; Solanales; Solanaceae.